Molecule: messenger RNA, 2169 nt
Organism: Meloidogyne enterolobii
Lineage: Eukaryota; Metazoa; Nematoda; Chromadorea; Rhabditida; Meloidogynidae
Source: the annotation of a GenBank genome assembly
AUGUCAAACAGCUUUUUCGUCUUCCUUCCUAGUAAUAUUCCCGAUUAUCCUGAUAAUCGACCCAAUAAAUUUAGAGUUCAUUUACCAAAACCACUCUAUUUUUCUGGCAACUGGGUGUGCGGCUUACACAGUAUAAAUUAUCCAUAUUCAUGGGCAGCAACUAUUGGUACACUAGAUGAUCAAUGGAUUGAUAUACAUUUCAAAGAUAAUCUUGGAAUGGCUAAAGUCUUAAGGGUCCCCGUUCCAAAAGCUUCACAUACAACUGUUGAAAAAUUACAUGAAUUUCUAAUUUCUACACUUCAACAUCAAAGCGAAACUUAUGGUGCUUCGCCUUUGGAAAAACCUGAAGACUUAGUCGAUCUGCCCUCACUUAAACGUCAAAGAAAUAAACGUUCAUUAGAAGAGUUAAGACAGAUUAGAGUGGGAAUUAUUCCUAAAGUUGAUGAAGUGUUCAUAGAUUAUCCUGAUCAAUAUUGGGACCAAAUAAAAAUUUUAAAAGAUAAACUUGUUGAAGAUUCAAAAUCCUUAGAUGAGUUUAAAUUAAGAACAGAUAAUGAACAGGAUGAGACAAUUAAAAGUGAAAUGACAACAACAUUUUGGAACCUAAGUUACAAAAGGAGUGCUUUAGAAUCUCGAAUUAGAAAAUUGGAAGAGGAAGCAAAAAGAAGAGAUUUUGAAAAGAACAAUUCAGAUGUUAACAUUGUUGUUGAUUUUUUCGAAACUUAUCCUGAAAAUUACAAUGAAAUAUUAAUUAUAGAUCAUCUCAAACUAAUAGCUCUCUUCAUAGAAGACAAAAAGGAAAAACACUUACAAUUAGAAGGAUUUUUGCCAAGAUUCAAGAAAGAAAUUGAAAGAAUGACAAAGAGAGUAAAUUUACUUGAUGCUGCUGUACUGAGAAGGGACAAACAAAAGACUGUUAAACAAUAUAAUAGAGAGAACUAUAUAACCCACAAAGGCUAUGUUGAUAAAUUUUUCUACGAUAACCCUGAUUAUUGGCCAGCAAUAAGAAGUAAUUUCUACGGGUUGAUCGCUACAUAUCAGGAAAUUUCUAAUACAAAAACUUUGUAUGAUGAGGAAACAAAUGAGGAUCGAAAGAAAGAAUUAAAUACUAAAAUCGAUGGACUCAAAAGACUUGUCAAUUAUAGAAUGGAUAGAUUUAGGGCGCUUGAGUUUGAGGGAAUUGCUAGAGAUAAAGAGACAGCAGAUGAACCUUACAGACCCCCACCUCUACCGACGUACACAGACAUACACCCUCCAGCAACAACAACUCCAAACCUUCCCCCAACUCAACAAACUUCACCUUUAAAGUCUUUACCAGGUUAUACCUCUCCAACAAAACCUGUUUCACAAGAUCAAUCUAAAGGAGAUAAUCCAGAACAACUUCCUCUUCCACCAGCUAUAAUUGAGCCUCCAAAACCUACAGAUAUUUCAAAACCUUACUUUCCGACACCUGAAACAACAACUCCUGUUCAAUCUUCACGACCUGAACCAACUACUGAGGAUGUUUCAAAACUUCCCCUUCUUCCAACCCCUGAAGAAACAUUCAGUGAUCCAUUAUGGACCGAAGAAAUGGAACAAAUAUUAACAAAAAUACUCGGGAGAACACCCAAUCGCCAAGCCCGAAUAAAUUAUUUACCGAAUAUGCCCGCUCUUUUACGGCAGUAUGGACGAUUAAAGAAGGAUAAAGUUGAUGCUUCAGUCCAAAAACAAAUAAUUGAUUCUAUCGAAAUAUUAUAUCACAAGGAUUUUGAACGUUUCAAAGUGCAAUUCAAUCAUACAAGUAUUAAAUAUCUAUCAUUUUCUCCCCAACUUGGGUAUGUUUUGGGCUUUGAAAAUACAAAUAUGGUGCAAAAUAGAGAAAUUGCAAAGUAUGGAUGUGAUUUAAGAGGUGGUUUCUCAAGCUUUGCUGUGUAUACAAAGGGGCUAACAGAAAAUAUGAUUAUUGGUAAUAGUUUAAGUUCACUUCUACGUGUAGUUUCCGUGGCCGGUGCAAAACCUGGAGAAUAUAAUGAAAAUAUUUAUGAUUCACCAAUAUAUGCUCGUGUUUUACCAAAGGAAGUUAAUGAAAUUGAGAUUGAAAUAAGAACGAUGGAUAAUGGCAGACUAGUACCAUUUUCUUUUGGUACAGUACUCAUUGUCUUAAUAUUUAAAAAAGUGAUCAAUUUUUAA